This is a messenger RNA of Maylandia zebra (zebra mbuna), 2690 nucleotides long. RefSeq lists its product as uncharacterized. The record is from RefSeq and is a predicted model, not a curated record. Lineage: Eukaryota; Metazoa; Chordata; Actinopteri; Cichliformes; Cichlidae.
UCUCCACCACCUCCACCUCCAGCUCCACCACUCUUACCAACUGAAUGGACAGCAACAGUGGUAACAAUGGUAACAACAACAGAACUGCCACCACCAGCAGAGGAAAACGCAGCUGCUGAUCACCUGUGUCACAUGACUGUCCGCACACUGAUUGGACUGCUCUACUUAAUCAUCAUGAGCAGCAUCACUGCUGUUACCUGGAGGAAAGGUGGACGAGCUCAAAGAGCCUCUGUGCUCUCAUCAUCACUGUUUUCAGACUCACUGAGCUCGACGGGUAGAGAAACAGAGGAGAGACAGAGGAGCAGAAAGCGGCCUGUGAUCCUCCAUCACACAGAAACAAGAGCCGUACAGACUGAACUGGGAUCAGUUCAUCGUCAUCCAGUCACACAGCAAACAGCCAGUCUGAACAUCAGAGGGAUGACAGAUUCUUCAGCAUGUGAUCCAGACCUACAUGCUCUCACUGUCAUGGUCUCCGCGCCCGGCCGGCCCCACAGGGCUACAUGUGGUGUUUGGUUCUCUCUCUCUCUGCCUGGGCGGAGCUCACUGUGGGCUCCGCCCUUGGCCCACACACCUGUCAACAAUCAGCGGUCAUCACCUGGAGCACUAUUUGAGGCUGGAACACAGAUCCUCUCGUCGCUGGGUGGUUGUACUACAGACGUUAGUGUUUCUCCCAGCGCUGGUGAACCUGUGAUUCGUGUGUGACUUCCCUCUCUUCUGCGACAGACUUUCCGUACCUGUGACCCCCCAGUCGUGUGAACGUGUGUGAGUUUGGGCAAGAAGACGUGAGCGAGUGUGAGAGAGCUUCCCCUCCACUGUAUAUAUCGUGCACUGGUGCUGUGAAUAAACUGUUUUUUGGAGACGCCUACGGCUCUGCGCUUGAGUUCCUACUACCAGACACUCACUGGGCUCACUGCAUUUUGUCUUUUGUGUUUAAAUGUGUUUGUAAGAUUUAAUCUAUGAAGUAACUGAGGAGAAGCAGGACAUUGUUCAGAGGGUAAUGUUUAGUUUAAUGUCUAAACACGAUGUGUAAGAUAUGUCCUCUGACUGUGCCGACUGCAAUCCAACAUUAACUAUGUAACAUGGGGGAGGCUGCGAGCUGUCUCAGCCUCCUGCAUCAGCUGGGAGCUCGAGCGAGCGUAUCCAGCCGGCCACAAACUCCACGUCGCUCCCUGAGCUUGAGAAGCGUCCUGAGCACGCUGCGUGUCCUGCACAGCUGCAGCUAGCUCUGUCUCACCAGAGGUUUCCACACCGUCUGGUCCAUUUGCGUCUCCGCCCGACCGGUCAUCAGCGCCCUGUCCCACUCUGCUCCUGGGUCUCUGCUGCCAUCAGCCAGUUUCUGAUGCAGGUUUCUUUAAAUCCUCUUUGUGUUUCAGAAGUCACACUUCCCCGAACGCCUUUAGCACCAACACUGUAUUUGCACACGUUCAUGCGCACAAAACAGGAAACACUAUUAAAAGACAGUGAGAGGUGUUAAGGCCGUUCCUAAAUAACUCCUGAUAAUCUUCUCAUGAAGAAAAGAUGAAGUCAGAGUUUAAAUCUUUUCUGUCUGUAUCAGGAUGGCAGCAAACAUCUGCUGCUGUCUUUUUGCCUUUUUCCUGAGCUGUAAAGUCACUGCAGGUUUGAUGCAUGAAGUGGCUGAAGAAGAGCGCUCCGUUGUUCUGAGGUGUCCUCUCUCCGAGGAGCGCAGAGUGACGUGGAGCAGAGAGAGAAAUGACAGCAGAGAGGAGAUCCUGACAGCCGAUGGCGGACGUUUAAUAAGACACGAUGACAUCACCAAGCAGUACACUGCAUACGACGACCUGUCGCUCUACAUUUACAGAGCUGCUGUCUCGCACUCGGGAAUCUACUUCUGUGACGAUAAAGCUGCUGUGGCGCUCACAGUGAUCCCGUCAGGAACAAUGAGACUCGCUGUUGUGGGGGGGAGGAACGUCACCCUGAGAUGCCCUCAUGCUGGUCGAAGAUCAGGAAGUCCAUCGUGGAGCAGAAGUUUUGCUGGAAAACAACAGAUAGUCUGCCCUCAUGCUUCCACUGUGGGCCAGAUGUUGAUUAUUCCAGAUGUUCAGCUUGCUGACUCCGGACUGUACCACUGUGAUGGAAAACCAGCUGCUUAUCUAAAAGUGAUCAAAGAGGAGAAAUCUGACAGCGACAGGAAAACAACGCGAACACCACCACCAAAAACAACGACCACUUCACUGACAACAAGAACUGCAGCAACAGCGGCAGCAGCACCUGAGGAAAUCUUAGCUGCUGAUCACCUGUGGCACAUGACUGUCCGCACACUGAUUGGACUGCUCUACUUAAUCAUCAUGAUCAGCAUCACUGCUGUUACCCGGAGGAAAGCUCGACAGAUACAGAAGCGAGACACAGCAGCAGAUUCUGAUCUCUGAUGCUCCAUCACACAGAAGCAGGACACCUGUGUUAACUAUAUGCAUCGUAGCUGCUCAUGGAGACUAAAGACAGUGUGGCACAAUAGCAAGCUACUGCUGCUGGGCUCCAGUUUGGUAUAAGUGCCUUGCAGAUUCAGUAUGUACCUUUGUGUCCACAAUUUUAAAUCAUUUGGAAAAAAAUUGUUUUUUGUUUUUUUUUUCUUACAGAUUUUAUUUUGCUGUUUAGCUUCAGUGCGCUGUUGGCUCUGUUGUCAUGGCAAUAACACCAAAUUAUACCAUGUAAAACUCUGAAUAAAAAUAACA